AUGGUGCCCGCCUCCGAGAACUAUGUCCAGUCGCGGGCGUCGGCCGGCUUCAACCUCUACUACGCGACGCAAGGAGGGCAAGAGGGCAUCGGCAACGUCGCGCCCGUGACCUCAGCAAAGGAGCUCAUGACGGUGAUGCAAGACGCAGUGCACAAGGGCCUCUCCUUUUCCAUCGUGGCGGGGGGGCACGGCUACGAAGGGCGCGGCCCCACCGCCGCCGGCACCGCCCUGCACACCUUCGAGAUUGUGAUUGACACUUCGCUGAUGAACCGGAUUGGCGAGGAGCAUGUCAACGGGUCCACCUACAUCACGAUGGAGGGCGGCCUCCAACUCGCGACGGCGUACGAGUACCUCUUCAAGAAGCAUAACCUGCUUAUCCCCGGCGGCUCCUGCUGGGCGGUGUGCGCUGGUGGGCAUGUCACCGGCGGCGGCUACGGCAUCUAUUCGGUCGACCACGGCACGACGUGCGACUACCUCGGCGGCGUCCAUUUUGCCUGGGUCGACUCAACCGGCACGGUGCGAGAGACGCACGCUUGGGCCAAUUCGCCCGAGUACGAGCUCCGCCAGUUGCUCUGGGCCUGCCGCGGCGCGAUGGCGGGCAACUUUGGCGUCAUCCUCAAGUACUACUUCGACCUGCCUGCAAUGCAGGGGAAAUUGAACCCUCUUCACAAAUGCGUGGCGCCCAGUGUCUACCACCAGAUCACGACCACGCUGGUGCCCAUCGACUCCGUACACUGCACGCCCAACAUGUACAAAGCGCUGUUCCGCGCCAACUACCAGUGGUUUGAAAGUGGGGGCAAGGCGUUCAGCUUCUUUCGCGCGACGACGAAAGGCAUCACGAUUAACAUCUACUGCUGCUCCGGCCUGCCGCACAUGCUCAACUACAUCCGGCACAUGGUCCGCGCGAUGAUCAAGGUCGAGCUGCAGGCCAUCAAGGGGAUCACGGUUCACCCCCAUGGUAGCGUGCACGCGCCUCCCUGCAACGGGCGGCUGCUUUUCGCCGACAUCGUCCUCCACCCGGCAUGGGACGAUCUCGAGAUCCUACCCUAUUCCUUUUUCGACUUCAUGGAGGCCAACUCGAGUAUGCCUUCGCCCAACUCUUUCUUCAAGAACUCGGGCCAUGUCAUUGGUACGCCUCGCUCGAAAGAGACGUUCGACGCGAGCGGCACGUCGUUGUACGCGCUCGGGUACACCGACACGCAGCUUGAUAUCAUCUUCGACCGCAUCCUGCAGCUCUACACUGCCAAGGACUGCAAGGGCAACCUCCACGUCGCCCCCUCUGCCGCCACCUUGGAUAUCGCCAAGAUCACGGUGUACGACAACGUCACGCGCAAGUCCAAGGAGCUGUACCUUAAGAAGUGGGCGGGCGGACCUAACCCGGAUGCGCGGCCGCAGUCGGGCUUCAUCUCGCAGCACUUCGCGCCAGGCGGGCCAGGCGACGCCAGCGAGGCGGGCAUUGCGUCGCCCGACGUGAAUCAGAGCUUCACCUGGCAGCACGACCCGUAUAACGGCAAGGUCAAGGACUACGCCUCCAACGAGACGUCGCCGGUCCCGAUCGCCGGUCCCGGUCCCAACGACUCUGGCCCCUGGCCCCUGCCCGCCACCUCGAUCGCGAACCGCAACGCGGUGAUGAAGGUGCAGCCGCAACUCUACUGGUCUUAUGAGAAGGACUCGCCCUAUUUCCACAUGUGGUUCGACUCCUUCACCGCGGAGGUCUUUUCGAAUUCUUCUGCGCCCAACCCGGAGUGUCCGCAGAUCCAGGGCGGGUAUAUCAACUACCCCGACACCUUCUUCAUGAAGCACUACUCGGCGGACGGCAACGUGUCGCUGAACCGCGCGGGCCCGGACGCUUGGCCGCACCUGAUGUAUGGCAACGGCAACGGCGAGGCCUCUGUCAACCCGAGCGAGCGCGAGCACGGCAUGCCAGCCGACUUCCUCACACCGUUAGUCGAGGUCAAGGGCAUGUUCGACUCGAAGGGCUGCUUUGACCUCUACUCGCGUGCAGUGACGGCGAUCCCACCCGAUGGGAACGGGACCCAGUCGCCGCAGACGGCACCAAGGCCAAACGGGAUCCGGACGCCGCAGACUGCCAACAAGGCCAUCGGCCUGCCGACGCCCGAGGAGUUUGGCAUCAACGUCGAGCCGUACGACAAGGGCGGCCUUGUCGACAAGGCGCGCCUGCAGGCGGUCGAGGCGGGAGGCGCCGGCGGCGGAUGCAACUGCACGAUCAGCUGA
Messenger RNA from Emiliania huxleyi CCMP1516, 2235 nucleotides. RefSeq lists its product as hypothetical. The coding region runs from base 1 to 2235 and encodes 744 amino acids. Lineage: Eukaryota; Haptophyta; Isochrysidales; Noelaerhabdaceae. Gene Ontology annotation, molecular function: FAD binding. The record is from RefSeq and is a predicted model, not a curated record. The transcript has 11 exons.